AUGCUGCUGCUGCUGAGUGUGCUGGUGGCCUCGGCCUUCUGCCUGCUCGGUACGCGUGCUGCUUCUCGGGAAGCCGAUGGAUUUGUCACGUGCACGUCGGUGGUUAAGCUUAAAAACAACCAGGAUGGAGUUCGACUGCAUUCACAUGACGUGAAGUACGGUUCGGGCAGUGGUCAGCAGUCGGUGACAGCAGUCCAGGACGGCGACGAUGUGAAUUCAUACUGGCAAAUACUCGCUGGUCAGUUCCCUUCCUCCACUGAAUAA
Gongylonema pulchrum is the source of this 264-nucleotide messenger RNA. The record is from the annotation of a GenBank genome assembly. NCBI's taxonomy places the organism in Eukaryota, Metazoa, Nematoda, Chromadorea, Rhabditida, Gongylonematidae.